This is a messenger RNA of Daphnia carinata, 1210 nucleotides long. RefSeq names its product arrestin domain-containing protein 17-like. The coding region runs from base 40 to 1125 and encodes 361 amino acids. The record is from RefSeq and is a predicted model, not a curated record. Lineage: Eukaryota; Metazoa; Arthropoda; Branchiopoda; Diplostraca; Daphniidae. The transcript is spliced from 7 exons. Gene Ontology annotation, biological process: protein transport. Gene Ontology annotation, cellular component: cytoplasm.
AAAAAGUAUCACACGGCUGACAUUGUUGGAUCGACAGUCAUGGGUGUCAAACAUAUUACCAUCGAGCUGGACCCAGUUGAAACUAGUACGUCGUCACAUUGUUAUGGUUACACACCUGGACAGGUCGUGUCUGGUGCUGUUGUCGUUUGGGGCACUACGAAAGUUAAUUUAAAUGGCUCGUACAUCGAGGUCGAGGGGCGUGCAAAAGUAGCCUGGAACAAGAACGACGUUUCGUACUGUGCACAAAGUUCCUAUUUGAAUCUCAAGAUUCUUUUGACACAUGAUUCUUCACCUAUUGCAGUAUUUACCAAUAGAGUCAAGUUCCCCUUCAAAUUUGCACUUCCACCCGAUAUUCCAAGCUCCUACGAAGAUAAAUCGGGCAAUAUUCGAUACAGCCUCAAAGCCGUGCUAAAGAGACGAUCAUUAUUCAAAUUUGAUUAUGUCAGUCGAAUGUAUUUUACCGUGAACGCCAUCGUGGAUCUCAGCAAAGACGAAACUUCUUCGUUUCCAUUGCGAGAAUCCAUGUCAAAACCGCGGUCCGGUUUGAAGAGGAUUAUGGCAGAUGCCUGGUUAGAUAAAACGGGCUACAUACCUGGUGAAGAAAUUCAGUUUAACGCAACUAUCGAUAAUUAUAGCGGUAAAUCUGUAAGGGGAACUACCGUUCAACUUAUUCAGUACACCACAUUCACCGAUGGAAAACAUGAAAAUAAGGCGAAGAAAGUUCUCUGGGAGAAAAAAGGAAGAUCAAUCUGUGAUAAUGAAGUUCAAGUUUGGGAAAGCUUUCCUAUUAUUGUUCCACAUGUUCCAUCGUCCGGCAUGCCGUACUGUGAUUUAAUCUAUACAUCUUACGUGAUAAAGUUAAUUGUGGAUCCUGGAUUCUUCGAUCGUAAUUUAACUAUUCGUCUAAAUAUCACGAUUGGAAAUGUUAGGAGUACUGCUCGUCGAAAUUUAACCAAUUCAACUCCGUUACCUGCAAUUACACCUGAUCGGACAUUAGGUAGCACCAUGUCGAGAGGUGUAGGGGAACUGCAGCUUGGCAGUCCGCCUCCAACUUACGAAGAAUGUGAACAGGCAAAAGUUUCAUAUCGUGAUUUUAUAGCCGAAAUGAAAAUCAAGCACAAUUAAAAUUUCCUUUCAGUUCGUAGGGCUUCAAACCAAAUAGUUUUAAAUAUCCUCAAAGUUUGAUUAUUAAAUUUUUUCAGAUAAUUAU